GCGGGGCAGUGGCGGCAGCGGCCCCGGCCCCACGGGCGCUUCAGCCGCCUCCAGCGGAGCCGUGCUGAGGAGUGCCGCUCCCUGGGGCUCGCCUGGGCGGUGGCCAACGGCCCUUCCGCUGUGGCAGCGGCUGAGCCGGGCGGGGGGCGAUGCCGCGGGGCAGAGGGUGGAUGUUCCUCUCUCAUGAACCCUCAACACGUACUCUGACUUAGCAGCAGCAAACAGGCUGUGUUGUGGGGGCAAUCUGUGUUUCAAUGAUUACACCAAUUCACCUGACGAGGAAGUGCCGCGUUUGGUGCUGAAGUGGCAAACACGCAUCUAAAUGGUAUUAGGCAGCUCUGCCGCUAGGAAAAAACCCAACCACCUUGCUAUGUCUCUCAGCCAGCUGAUGUGAACAGGACUGUAAGGACAUUCUGUGUUACCAAAGGAAGGUGCUCCUAUUUGUGCAGUGACUUAUGAUGUCAAGAACUGUAUCAUCCUGGAUCUUGAGCUCAGCAAGAAACAGCAUUGUUUUACAGGGAAAAGGACGUUUGUACUCCAUCUGUAUCCCAGAUAGAAACAAGAUAAAAUGGAAGCUUGUUUUCUCCAAAACACGUCUCUACCCUGCUGGGAGCUGCAGUUUAGACAAUACUUUCUCCUUAAAAAAAGCAUUCCGACACACUUCCACUGAAGAAGAACACUUAUCUUUCCAGCUGUCUCCAUCACAAAUCAAUGAUAUACUCAGAGCGGGUGAAUUAUCCCAUAAAAUACUGGAUUUGAAUGGUAGAAAUGCAAAUUCUGUGUUGAGGUUUGAAAGUAACCAGUUGGCAUCCAACACCCCUAUUGAAGACCGCAGAAGUGCAGCCACUUGCUUGCAGACCAAAGGGAUGAUGUUUGGAGUCUUUGAUGGUCAUGCAGGUUCUGCGUGUGCUCAGGCAGUAAGUGAGAGACUGCUUCAGUAUGUAGCGGUUUCUCUCAUGUCUCGGCAAACCUUGGAAGAGAUUGAGCUUGCUGUGGAGUACAUGAAACCAGUUCUGCCUAUUCUGCAGUGGCACAAGCAUCCAAAUGAUGUAGAGUAUCAAGAAAUAACUUCACAAUAUUUUGAAAAUCUCCGGGUUUACUGGCAACAUUUACUGGACCUAGACACUGAGCCAGGAUUUAGUUUAGAAGAAGCCAUGAUAUGUGCAUUCAAAAGGUUAGACUCGGACAUAUCACUGGAAGUUCAGGCUCCCCAGGAAAAUGAAUUGAUGAGAAAUAUUGCUCUUCAAGUAGCUUUUUCUGGUGCAACAGCCUGUGUAGCUCACGUUGACAGUGUUCACUUACAUGUUGCAAAUACUGGUGAUUGCAGAGCGAUUUUAGGGGUUCAUGAAGAAGACGGAACAUGGUCAACUCUCCCUCUAACCCGAGACCACAAUGCCUUUGAUGAAUUUGAAAUUAGAAGACUGAAGAGAGAACAUCCUAGAUCUGAGGAGAAAACCCUGUUUGUGAAUGACAGAUUACUGGGGAUUCUCAUGCCCUCCAGAGCUUUUGGAGAUGUGCAAUUAAAAUGGAGUAAAGAGUUGCAACACAGCAUUCUCGAGAAUAGCUGUGAUGUUGAAGGUUUAAAUAUUUAUCAGUACGUUCCUCCAAACUACCAUACGCCCCCUUAUUUAACUGCAGAGCCUGAAGUCACAUACCACAAAUUAAGAAGCAAGGAUAAGUUUCUAGUUAUUGCUUCGGAUGGACUAUGGGAGAUGCUAAGUAAUGAGAAGGUUGUAGAACUUGUUGCUGGACACCUUACAGAGCUUAAUAUGCAGAAACCACAACUGGCUUUUGAGAAACCAGUAAAUUUGGGUUAUAUGCACAGCUUGUUACUUCAGAGGAAAAACAGAGGCAUUGCCUCACUUGACCAGAACAUAGCUACUCAUUUAAUAAGACAUGCAAUUGGAAGUAACGAGUAUGGGGAGGUAGACCAAGAAAAACUUGCUGCAAUGCUGACACUGCCUGAAGAUCUUGCAAGAAUGUACAGAGAUGAUAUCACGGUUACUGUGGUGUAUUUUAAUUCGGAAAAAAUUGAAAAUUACUAUAGAACCAAUGAAUAGAGACUUGCACUGCUGCUGUUCUAUACCACUAGCCAACUCUGAUACUGAAACCAUUACUGUUUUUCUUUGGUAGACAAGCUGUUAUCAGUCUUAUGGUCUGGAAGUUCCUAAGUCCUUUUGUUACUUAUUAGUCUUGAAAAUAACUUUCUAGAAGCAAGCUUGGUGAAAGUUCUGUGGGUUUCCAGGUCUGUAGACACUGAAAAAAAUGUUUUGAUAAAGGUUCACUGAAAUGUAACUGAACUAAAAAUUACUGAUCCAGUUCUGAUUCCAUGGGAAGCACUGGUAAAACUUUCCAAAUGAACAAAUGAGACAAAUUUCACUGAGACUGGUACAACUUGAUAGAGAGAUGAAUGACUGUAGCUGCAUGGAGCGUAAGAAAGGCUCUGGUCUUGUGGAAAAUGAAUUGCAUCCUAUUGAAGCACUGUAACUGAAUUAAAUAAACUACCAAACCUUUA
Molecule: messenger RNA, 2515 nt
Organism: Tyto alba (common barn owl)
Lineage: Eukaryota; Metazoa; Chordata; Aves; Strigiformes; Tytonidae
Gene: PDP2
Product: pyruvate dehyrogenase phosphatase catalytic subunit 2
Exons: 4
Coding region: 456-2060 (534 amino acids)
Biological process (GO): protein dephosphorylation
Molecular function (GO): cation binding; protein serine/threonine phosphatase activity
Source: RefSeq, a predicted model, not a curated record